CGAAUCUUCACAUUCAAUAUUCGACUUCAGCUGAAGAACCUUGUUUAGUAUUUUCCAAAUACAACACCUAAACUUGUUCAACAUGCAGAAAUACGUGUUGGUAGCCCUUGCUCUAUUCGCCGUCGCCGCUGCGGCUCCCCAGCAGCCACAAGAGCCAACCUACAUUCUCAAACAGGAUUCUGUUGUCAACCCCGACGGUUAUAACUUCGAGUUCGAAACAAGCGACGGCACGCAGCGCCAAGAACAGGGCAACCUGAAGCAACUGGCCGAGAACGUGCAGGCCCUCCAAGUGCAGGGCAGCUACAAGUACGCAGCCCCCGACGGCCUCAUUUACACCGUCACCUACGUCGCUGACGAACACGGUUUCCAACCACAAGAGCAUGUUGAACACCCCGGACAAUAAGUUCAAUUUUGAACGUCGGUCAUCUGUCAUUCCUUCUUCGCACUUUCGCUUAUAAAUUACGGGUAAUUUUCUACUCGUUAUUUAUAAAUUUUGCACUUU
This is a messenger RNA of Colias croceus (clouded yellow), 502 nucleotides long. It is a transcript of the gene CPR49, whose product is annotated as endocuticle structural glycoprotein ABD-5-like. Gene Ontology annotation, molecular function: structural constituent of chitin-based larval cuticle. The transcript is spliced from 3 exons. The record is from RefSeq and is a predicted model, not a curated record. Lineage: Eukaryota; Metazoa; Arthropoda; Insecta; Lepidoptera; Pieridae. Gene Ontology annotation, cellular component: chitin-based extracellular matrix. Bases 83 to 403 code for a protein of 106 amino acids.